AUGGCUCCGGCUGCCAAGGCACCACGUGGUCGACCACCCAAAACCGUGUCGGUGGAGCUGCCAGCACCGUUGCCCAUUGCUACCACGGCGCCUCCAAAGUUGCGGAAUGCUGAGGAUGCAGCGCUGUCUGGUAGGGAAAACCCUUCAACUAGGGAGGACAUCACUACGGAGGAACAGGUGGGCGCGAACGGGGGUUCGCCAAAGGUCGGGCGAGCUAAGCGCCAGGCUGCUGCUGACAAUGGCACUGACCCUUCCAACGAGGUUCCGGCUUCCAGUCUCCAGGCUGCUGCUGUCGACAAUGGCACUGGCCCUUCCAACGAGGCUCCGACUGCCUGUCGCCAGGCUGCGGCUGACGACAAUGGCGCUGGCCCUUCCAACGAGGCUGCGACUGUCUGUCGCCAGGCUGCUGCUGACGACAAUAACGUGGGCCCUUCAAACGAGGCUCCAACUGCCACUCACCAGGCUGCCUCUGACAAUGGCGCUCGCCCUUGCAAUGACGCUCCGGAUCGUCGCCAGGCUGCUGCGAACAAUAGCACUGGGCCUUCCAACGAGGUUCUGGUGGCUUCCAGUCGCCAGGCUGCUGCUGACGACAAUGGUACUGGCCCUUCCAACGAGGCUCCGACUGUCUGUCGCCAGGCUACGGCUGACGACAAUGACGCUGGCCCUUCUAACGAGGCUCAGACUGUCUGUCGCCAGGCUGCUGCUUACGACAAUGGCGCUGGCCCUUCUAACGAGGCUCCGACUGUCUGUCGCCAGGCUGCUGCUGACGACAAUGGCGCUGGCCCUUCCAACGAGGCUGCGACUGUCUGUCGCCAGGCUGCUGCUGACAACAAUGGCGCUGGCCCUUCCAACGAGGCUGCGACUGUCUGUCGCCAGGCUGCUGCUGACGACAAUGGCGCUGGCCCUUCCAACGAGGCUGCGACUGUCUGUCGCCAGGCUGCUGCUGACGACAAUGGCGCUGAUCCUUCUAACGAGGCUCCGACUGUCUGUCGCCAGGCUGCUGCUGACGACAAUGGCGCUGGUCCUUCCAACGAGGCUGCGACUGUCUGUCGCCAGGCUGCUGCUGACGACAAUGGCGCUGGCCCUUCUAACGAGGCUCCGACUGUCUGUCGCCAGGCUGCUGCUGACGACAAUGGCGCUGGCCCUUCUAACGAGGCUCAGACUGUCUGUCGCCAGGCUGCUGCUGAUGAUAAUGGCGCUGGCCCUUCCAACGAGGCUGCGACUGUCUGUCGCCAGGCUUCUGCUGACGACAAUAGCGUUGGCCCUUCAAACGAGGCUCCAACUGCCACUCACCAGGCUGCCUCUGACAAUGGCGCUCGCCCUUGCAAUGACGCUCCGGAUCGUCGCCAGGCUGCUGCGAGCAAUAGCACUGGGCCUUCCAACGAGGUUCUGGUGGCUUCCAGUCGCCAGGCUGCUGCUGACGACAAUGGCACUGGCCCUUCCAACAAGCUUCCGGCUGCCAAAAAGUCGCGUGGUCGACCACCCAAGGUCGUGUUGGUGCAACCGGUAGCACCUGAGGCCAUCGCUGCCACAGUGACUCGAAAGUCGACGAAGGCAACGCAUGCAGCGCAGCCCGCCUGCGAGAACCCUUGCACCAGCAAGGAAGUCGCUACGAAAGCCCCGAUAGUGAGCCGCAGAAAGCGUCCGAGAAGCUGCUCUUCAAGCAGCACUCACGAUCAGCGAGGCUUCGAAGCGUUGCAGUGUCGAGAGGAAGGUGAGCCGCAGAGGAUCCAGGCGCUCGUCCCGCAUUUGUCAUACGGGCGCGCGCAUGAAGCCUGA
Rhipicephalus microplus (southern cattle tick) is the source of this 1779-nucleotide messenger RNA. RefSeq names its product cell wall protein IFF6-like. The record is from RefSeq and is a predicted model, not a curated record. Lineage: Eukaryota; Metazoa; Arthropoda; Arachnida; Ixodida; Ixodidae.